Kickxella alabastrina is the source of this 1514-nucleotide messenger RNA. RefSeq lists its product as uncharacterized. Gene Ontology annotation, biological process: cellular response to oxidative stress. The transcript has a single exon. The record is from RefSeq and is a predicted model, not a curated record. NCBI's taxonomy places the organism in Eukaryota, Fungi, Kickxellomycota, Kickxellomycetes, Kickxellales, Kickxellaceae. Gene Ontology annotation, molecular function: quinone reductase (NADPH) activity; zinc ion binding. Bases 177 to 1145 code for a protein of 322 amino acids. Gene Ontology annotation, cellular component: cytoplasm.
ACGUCACCCACUCGGUGUUAUAAAAUGAGACGCAGAUUGUUGCGUCACCCAUCCCCUUUUUCUCCUUUCUUUAUUUUUUUAUUCGCAACCUUUUUUAUUUUCGACGCUUUAUUAUUUUUCUUUGCAAUUGUUUUUAAGUCUGUAAUAACAAUACGUUUAAGCGAAACACAACAAACAUGCAGGCUAUUCAAUUUGAGCAGAUCGGCGGACCAGAGGUUCUCAAAGUGGUCAAAGUGGCCAAGCCUGCGGUCGGACCAGGCCAACUUCUCGUGCGCAACAGAUUUGCCGGCGUCAACUUCAUCGACACGUACUUCCGCUCCGGUGUCUAUCCUGUAACCUUACCAUCCUCCCUGGGCCAAGAGGCAUCAGGCGAGGUCAUAGAAGUCGGCGCGGGUGUCGAAGGAUUCACCGUCGGCGAUGCCGUUGUUUACCUGGGUAGCUCCAAUACCUACGCGCAGUACUCCAUUUCCGAUGCCACGAAGGCAAUUAAAAUUGAUACCUCGAUCAUUCCGCUUGACAUUGCCGCCGCUGCCUUCCUCCAGGGUCUGACAGCGCUCUCUCUAGUGACGCGCUCCUAUGCGGUCAAGCAGGGCGACUGGGUUCUGGUGCAGGCGGGCGCCGGUGGCACUGGCAGACUGCUUGUGCAAUUGGCCAAGCACUACGGCGCAAAUGUCAUUGCCACGGUUUCUAACGAGGAGAAGGCGGCGGUGGCACGCAAAGCUGGUGCGGACCACAUCAUCCUGUAUACGCAGGAGAGCGUGCCCGAGUCUGUAAAGAAGAUAGUAGAGGAGGGCGUACAUGUGGUGUACGAUGGUGUUGGCCAGUCGACUUUUAAUGGAAGCAUUCAGUCGUUGCGCCGCUUGGGCUCGAUGGUGUCUUUUGGAAAUGCCUCAGGAACUGUUCCGCCAGUCAACCUUUUUGAUCUGACUCCUAAGAAUUUGACCCUCUUGCGUCCUUCUCUCUACGGGUAUUUGGUCACCGAGGAGGAGCGCCACCGCCAUCUGAAUGAGUUGGUGGAGCUGUUGGCUGCGAAGAAGCUUGACAUCCAGGUGUUCAAGACGUACGACUUAGCGGAUGCCGCGCAGGCUCAUAUUGAUCUGCAGGGCCGCAAGACCACAGGCAAGCUUCUUCUGAGAAUUGAUUAAAUAGCGCGGGUACAGGUGUGUUUUUUAUUUCUAUUUUUGUUUCAUUUUUUUGUUUAACAAGGUAUCUAGACCAAACAAAAAAGGCGAGUUGUGCGCAUCUCGGAUCAGCCCCGCUAACAUGAAAGACAGAUAGAUUGACAAUUGCGCCUUUUUACAUUCUCUCUUUCUAUCUCACUGGGACCCCAGAACUGCGGCUUAGUUUUCAGCAUUGAGGAAUUCCGUCGAUGGGAUUGUUUUUUCUUCCACAAUUCGUUUUGCAAAAAAAAAACUUAGUUGCGCUACGCGUGUACACGUGCCAAAGGAACCAAGGAAUGAGAUAGAUUCAAAAAAUGCAUAUGCAUUUUUAUUUUUACACAUAAAUAAAAAAAC